AUUUAGACCCCUGAGUAUCGCGCAGGACGAGUACGAGUAUUAUUUUGACGACAACACUACCAAUCCACUGUGUGCCGUCAUUAAUUUUCAAUCCUGUUCUCGACAGCGCCCUCACACUCACAAACACCUAGAAUAAAGACUAUUGUCCAACAAAAAUGGCGAUCGUUCUCUCUACRUUAGACCCGGAAAAGCGCGAAGAAAUCGAUGCCCAGAAAGCGGAAGCAUUGAUAGCAAGCUGGAAAGAGCAAUUGCUGGCGGAACAAUCCAAGGCUACCGAGAGCGGCGUCCUGUGUAACAAGGUCGACCUAAGUGGAAAGACAUACAAACCCGAGGCUGCAACCAUCAUUGCCAACUUCCUUACAUCAACAGAUGACUUCAAUCCCUCUGUUGCAUCGGGUGUCAMGUGUGCCAAAAUUGACGACAUCAUUGCCAGCCAGAAUACCGAAGAUGGAUUGAGCGUUUUGCAGACCAUUUCCGACGCGUUUCGGGAAAGCCGACUCACAGAAGUGGACCUCAGCGACAACGCUAUGGGAACGCAAGGAGUUGACGCUUGCAGAACUGUUCUUUGCGGACCAACGGCGAYYAAUACACUCGAAAGYCUAUCCCUCUGUAACAACGGCCUGAGCAAGGAUACCAUGGAAGUUACAGCCGUGCUCCUUACACAAGAAGAAGACGGUGCGUGCGUUGCCAACAAUCUGAAAAAGAUUCAUUUCUUCAACAACAUGAGCGACAACGAAGGCUGCGAGUCCUUCCGAAAAGUCAUUGCACAGACGUCAAAGCUCGAGGAUAUCCGUAUGUCCGGUACCCGAGCCAAAGCACCCGGCAGCCUCCACAUCGCAGCCGGACUCAAGGACCUUGCAACCGCUGGAAGCUUGGGAAACUUGGUCCGGUUAGAUUUGGCAGACAACUCGUUUGGAGACUGCUAUCAGGAUCUUGCUAAUUCCCUGCGGGUGUGCAAGAAACUAGAGUAUCUCGAUUUGAGCGAAUGUACAAUGGGUGAAGAGGGAGUUGCCGCARUGUGCGAGGCGCUUAUCGAGGCUGGGUCGCCCUUGAAGUACCUCUCGCUUGGUGGAAAUGAUCUCGGAGAAGACUCAAACGGCAAAGCAAUCGGUAGGACCAUUGGAAAAUUGAUUAAUUCUGUUCAGAGUUCUAUUGAAUUUUUCAGUGCGUCUGAAAAUGAGAUGAAGAGCCCGGGCAUUCGAUCCAUUGCAAGAGCACUCAAAUCGAGCACAAUCAAAGAGAUUUAUCUCAACCAGAACGACAUUGGUUCCAUGGGUGCAAACGAACUUAUUGCAAUGGCAAGUAAAACACCUAACUUGGAAAAGAUCGAGUUGGAUCUUAAUGGAUUCUUGCCCGAUGUUGUUGAAGGUCUGACUGAAGCAUUUGGGGACAAGCUAGCUGAGAUGGAAGACAACAACGACGAGGACGAUUACGACGAGGAACUUGACGAGGAGGAUUUAGAAGAAGAUAUCGGUGUCGAUGGUGAAGACGACGAGGUCGAGGAGGAUCCUGACGCGCAGGUCGACGCUCUGGCYGACGAGCUCCAAAAACUGGGUCCGGUUUAAUUGCGUCGGAUGCUUCACAAUUUAACUCGAUUGGAUUCGAUGCGACGACACAUCGAACUAGAAUCGUUUUUGGUAAACAAAAGGCAAAAAACUUUUUUCUCUUUAAAGUUAAGUGYUGACCGGUCGCAUUCUCGCUACGUGUACUGCGCUUUAACAAAAUCGUGAUUAGAAUUAAAGAUAUUUYCAUAUA
Molecule: messenger RNA, 1755 nt
Organism: Pseudo-nitzschia multistriata
Lineage: Eukaryota; Bacillariophyta; Bacillariophyceae; Bacillariales; Bacillariaceae
Source: the annotation of a GenBank genome assembly